UUUUUAAGACUCGGCCUCGAGGCCCCUCGCUGACACGGCAGGCGGCGCCGCGGCCAGGCUAGCCUCUCGGGCCCGGAGCCUCCGCGGGCUGCACAGUCGCCCGGCGCGCCGCUCAAACAGAGACUCCGGCUGUCCCCGCGGCCGCGCACGAUCCGCACGGCGGAAGACGUGCCGGCGGGCAUGGGCUGCUUCUCGCCGGAGCUGUGGCUGCGGCAGCUGCUCAGCGGCCCGGGCCUGGGCCUCGCCGCGGCCCUGCUGCUGCUGCUCCUGUGCCUGCGCGCCCGGCGCACCAGGAGACCUGGUGAGCCUCCACUGGUAACAGGCUGGCUCCCUUACUUUGGAGAAGCCCUGAAAUUAGCGAAAGACCCCAUAGGUUUCAUGGCUACUCUCCAAAAGCAGUAUGGUGAUACUUUCACUCUUCUCCUUGGGGGAAAAUACAUCACAUUUAUCCUGGACCCUUUCCAGUACCAGCCAGUGAUAAAAAAUCAAAAAUUAAGCUUUCGAAUAUUCAGUAAUAAAAUAGUAACGAGAGUAUUUGACGUCAAAAAGUUGAUAAUGGAUGAUGAGAUGAAUGACGAGCUUCACACCUCCUACCAGUUUUUACAAGGGAAGCACUUGGACUCACUCAUGGAAAACACAAUGCAGAGUCUGAGACAAGUUUUUGAACCCCAACUCCUAAAAACCACAAGCUGGGACACAGCAGACCUGUUCAAAUUCUGCAGCUCAGUAAUAUUUGAGAUGACAUUUACAAGUCUACAUGGGAAUUAUCUGGCGGGUGAUAGGAAGACAUUUAUUACUGAAUUAAGAGAUGAUCUUUCAAAAUUUGAUGACAAAUUCCCACAACUGGUAUCAGGCAUGCCCAUUGAGCUUCUCAGAGAUAUCAAAUCCAUUCGAAUGAAACUUAAAAAACACUUGACAACAGAAAACUUAGCUAAAAUACAAGGAUGGUCAGAAAUUAUUCAAAGGAGGCAGGAUACCCUGGAGAAAUACUAUACACCCGAGGACAUUGAAAUAGGAGCACAUCAUUUAUCCUUUCUCUGGGCCUCUGUGACAAACACCACUUCAGCUAUGUUCUGGACGAUGUAUUACCUUCUACGGCACCCAGAAGCUAUGGCAGUGCUGCGUGACGAAAUUGACCGUUUGCUGCAGUCAACAGGUCAAAAGAAAGGGCCUGGACUUUCCAUCCGCCUCACCAGAGAACAAUUGGACAGCCUGAUCUACCUAGAAAGCACCAUUCUCGAGGCCCUACGGCUAUGCACGAUUUCAGGCAUCUUCCGUUCUGUUCAAGAGGACUUGACACUACAUCUAGAGACCCAGGACUACCGUCUGCGAAAGGGAGACUUCGUGGGCAUCUUUCCUCCCGCCCUACACUACGACCCUGAAGUCUUUGAAGCCCCAGAGGAGUUUAGGUUUGAUCGUUUUAUAGAAGAUGGUAAGAAGAAAACCACCUUUUAUAAAAGAGGGAAAAAGCUGAAGCAUUACGUCAUCCCAUUUGGAUUCGGAAUCAGCAAAUGCCCAGGCCGAUUUUUGGCGUUAGUUGAAAUAAAGCAGUUGUUGGUUAUACUUUUAACUUAUUUUGAUUUAGAAAUAAUUAGUGAUAAGCCUGCAGCACUGAACUUCAGCCGCAUUUUGCUUGGUGUUCCGUAUCCAGAUUGUGAUGUUUCAUUUAGGUACAAAGUAAAAUCUUAAAGAAGCUAAAAGGAAAAGAAAUCUAUCAAAACUAACCUAACUGUGUUUAGCUCAUUUAUUUGCUUUAAAUUUCUUCAAAUGUAAUUGCUUUUGUUUGUUUGUUUGUUUAAAAAGCACCAAUUUCUAUUUGAUCUGAGAUCAAUCCAGUUUGUACUUGGUCACAAAACGCAUCAUAAAAAAACCAGGAUGGUGGCAUGAGAAUGGACAUGAAAAUCAACAUAAUGAUAAAUUCUAAAUAAAUUUUUUAAGUUUCUACGUAUUGAGAUCUGGGGGCUGUCAUAGUAAAUAGUGCCUCCACAGCAGUAGGUUUGACACUGGGAUUUUUUUAAGUCACAAAUUCUCCUCUAAUAUGUAAAAAUACACUUUAUGUACUAAUAGAAAUUUGUUCUGGAAAUGAACACGAGUCUAACAAAUUCCAAGUUCUCAGAGAAGGAAAUUAAAUUUCCAUGAGACACACUGGAUGAAAAUGUUCCCUUCAAGUGUAAUAUCAAUAAUAUCUAUAUUGCCAGGGUACGUUUGCGUUAAAUGAGUUUUGCAGUAGAUUAAAUGCUUCAACUUCACUUCAAUAUUUAAUCAUCCAUAAAUGUUCUUUAUUACUUUGUAUACUGUGGCUCAAUGGAACAAAAUUUCUUGUUAUAUAAGGCCACUCAUGUUCAAGUUAGAUACUGGUGAGAUUUAUCAGUAUAAGAACACACAAAAACCUAUUAUAUAUUCAGCAAUUGCCCUCGGCAUUAGUGUUAGGUUUAUUGUAGGAGUGAAUGCUGAAAUCAUUAUAGGAUUGAUUAUAGCAUUGGACUCUAGUGUAAACUCUAAGCUUUAUGCCAGUAUUGCAAUUAACUUUCCUAAAUGCUUCCAUUUAUAUCAACUGAGAAACUAGAUACCUGUAUUUGUUCUUGACACCUCACCUCUUGGACUUGGAGUUUAUUCGCAUUAUUUGAAUGGCAAUGUUACGUACUACGGUAUAAUUCCAUAUGCCAUAAUGAAGCAUUGUGGGGAUGGUUCAAAGAUUUCUAAUAUCAGAUUGUCUGGCAUCUGGCCUAAAUGCUGAUGCUGUGUAUAAACAGGCAGAGCAGGUGAUUGCACCCAGUUAAUUCACACUGCAUUUAUAGGAACUUCUAGUAUUUCAGAAAUGCACUAUUGUUUUCAAAAAGGAAAUUGAUUUUUAAAAUAGCAUUAUAAAAUACUUACCCAUACUUAAGAACUAAAUAGGUUUCCUAGCAUUUAUUUUCUCCUUCCUGAAGUACAUGCUUUAAGUGUGCCUUCGGGAAGCCCUGCUGGUCUAAACUUUGUUUUCGCUGGAAUGGAGAUGUUUUCAUUUUCGCCCGGGUUCCUGAAAGGUGCUCUGGCUAGGUACACACGUCUAGACUGACAGUUAUUUCCUCGCGGCACUUUGAAGACAUCUCAUGGUCUUAAGGCUGCCCUUGUUCUUACCAAGAGGGUAGCCUUCAUUCGGUUUAAUUAUUCAGUAGAUUGUCUGCCUCUUUCCGCUGCUUUAACGUGCUCCCUUUGUCUCUGAUGCGCUUGGUUUCUGUUUAUCAUGCUUGCAUUUCCUGGUGCUUCUUGAGUCUGAGAACGUGUCUUUCAUCAGGUGUGGGAUAUUCACAGCCAUCUUCUCUUUGAAUAUCUCCUCUCUCAGGCUCUGCGUUAGAUCCUCUCCCCCUGUACCCCAUGUUGUUUGACCUUUUCUCCUCAUAUUUCUAUCUCUAAUUUACAUUCUGGGUGAUUUCUUUGGAUCUUUAGAUCUCCCUCCAAGUUUAUUCUGUUCUUUACCUCAUCUACUGAGUUUGUUUCUUCCUUCUUUCUAUUUUAACCUCAGGUUCAUAUGACUGAGUGAUCACAUUUCUUAUACCCCCUUAGCUCAUGGUACACAAUUAUAAUUGAUCCAGACAAGGCCUUUCUGGCUUUAUUCACGCGUUCUGUUUUAGCCCAAAUCGCUACCAUUAUACCCUUCCCCAUCAUAGGCAGAUAUUCUAAUGUGCUUGGUGUGUAUCUUUUUGUUUGUAUGUGUUUUUAUAAAACAUAUAAUAUUACCUUGGGUGCAUAUGUUGUUAAUUUAUGUUAAUGUAUUUUCUAUACAUCAUGUUCUUCUUAACGUUUUUGCUAAGCUCUAUAUUUUUAAAGAUAUAUCCAUAUUGCUUUUUAUAUAUAUGAAAUCUAUUGCUUCUUACUGCUAUAUAGGAUUCCAUAAUGUGUACUUGCCAUGUUUUAAUGCUCUGUUCACCCAGUGAUGGAAACUGUGUUAGCGAGAUGGUUAAUUUCGGGGAGAUGCCAAAGCAGAACCUAAAAACUCUAACCCCUACCCAUCCUCCCACCGCUGUAUGCAUCCAUCCUCCACCCUGGAUUGAUGCAAACCCUGUCCUCAACGUCCCCACCAUACACACACACACACACACACACUCACUCACUCUUAGUUCAUGAUAGCCUUCAUUCUCUGAGAUGUUCUAGAUUUUCGUGUUCCAUCCACAGAUCCUUACCACCCUCUCCCUUCUAUAUGGUCUCCAGCAUUGAUUUGAGUUGGGGCACCACCUGUCAACUUGUCAGCUUUUAGAUGUUCAAUGCCACUGAGUCUGCUAAAUUUCAUUACAUUUUCAGUUUGAGAAUUCUCUUUGGUUCUUCCUAUCUGUCUGAUCAUUUUUGAUAACAUCUUGUUCCUUCAUCAUACAUUCAAUAUCUUUUUCAUUUCUUUAAAUAUAUUAAGAAACGUAUUUUAUUUUCUGUAUCUGGUAUUUCCAAGUCAUCAGCAUUUUGUGGGUCUGAUUCUGUAGCUUUUUGGGGUUUUUUGUUUUUUUGUUUUAACUCUUCCUCAGGAUGGCUUGUUUACUGGGCCCAUGUUCCUUGGAAUUUUAUCUUUGGAAAAUUUUUUAAGACCUGAGUUUAAAGCUUACACCUUCAGAAAGAAUUUGUGUUUGCUUUUGUCCGACUGCUGAUGUUCCUGAUCAAACUCAGGUCACUUCGGAUUUUCAACUUGAGUAUUUUGAGAGGUGAUUGGAAACGACACGUGUGGUGUGGUUUAGCCAGACUGCAACCCUAUGAUGAGGAAUAGGCAGGAGAGACUUUCUGGGGUUUUCUCCCCUUUACCCAAAGCCAAGGCUGAGACAGGCAAGUACACCCACAGUCCCUGUCUGUGGAGCAAGGUUUCUUUCUAGGUCACUUACUGCAGAUGUUGCCUCAACAAGUCUUGGCUUUGUGCAGAGGCCUUGGAUUACACACACACACACACACACACACACACAGCUUGGGCCCUAAGCUUUAUCUCAUGCCUUCCACAAAGUGUAGCCCAUUCCUUUUGUACUAGGACAUCUAGUCCACCUUAUUGCCUGAAGUGUAAACCUCCAGAUUCUUAAACUCGUCUCAGUAGUAACCUUUGUGAUGCUCAGCAGAAGGAGCAUAGAGAAUCAUUCCAUUCUAGUACCUGCUUAAUUUAUAAUUAGAAGUGAAAGGAAUUGAGAAUGGAAAUAUUAU
This is a messenger RNA of Vicugna pacos (alpaca), 5151 nucleotides long. RefSeq names its product cytochrome P450 family 7 subfamily B member 1 (gene CYP7B1). Gene Ontology annotation, molecular function: oxysterol 7-alpha-hydroxylase activity; heme binding; iron ion binding. The record is from RefSeq and is a predicted model, not a curated record. Lineage: Eukaryota; Metazoa; Chordata; Mammalia; Artiodactyla; Camelidae. Gene Ontology annotation, biological process: cholesterol homeostasis; bile acid biosynthetic process.